Molecule: messenger RNA, 6192 nt
Organism: Pristis pectinata (smalltooth sawfish)
Lineage: Eukaryota; Metazoa; Chordata; Chondrichthyes; Rhinopristiformes; Pristidae
Product: integrin alpha-3-like
Exons: 26
Coding region: 387-3566 (1059 amino acids)
Biological process (GO): cell-matrix adhesion; integrin-mediated signaling pathway; leukocyte migration
Cellular component (GO): integrin complex; external side of plasma membrane
Molecular function (GO): integrin binding
Source: RefSeq, a predicted model, not a curated record
GGUUAUUUCAAUCAUUUGUGUAGAAGCCCAAUUUCUAGCUGAGGACCUUCCAACAAUUGCAUCGAAUUGUCGCCCAGUCCACGAUCCAAUGGGCUGAACAAGGAGAAAUUAAAAUCAUGGCUUCCCGAGCAACCUGACAGCCGGAGCGAUCUUUGACCGUCUUCUUGAGUUCGUGAGGAAAUGAGUCAAACGUGAGCGAUGCUCGCUCGGGGCGGUUUAAGACCCGCGAAGUGCAGAGGGUAUGUAACUGUGUCCGGAAGAGCAGUCUGCUCCGUGCGCAGGUUUUGAAGGACAGGCGUGUACAGGGUGUGGAGGAGCUGGAGGGAGAGACGGGGAACUCACAGGAUCACCGAGCAACUGUAACUAACACUGCCUUUGAGAUAGACAUGGCGCCUUGUGCAGCCCGUCAGUUUCAGUCUGGGCUUUACUUUGUCCUGUCAGCCGCCGUGGCGAUCUCUUCUGCUUUUAACAUCGAUGUGACGAACCCCAUUAUUAAGAAGGGUCCAGCCGGCAGCUACUUCGGAUAUUCGGUGGCUUUGCAUCGACAGCUGAAAAACCAGGAUCGCUACCUGUUGCUCGUUGGUGCUCCUCACGCAGCAGGUCUCCCAGAUCAAUUGGCAAAUCGCACGGGAGCUUUAUUCUACUGCCCAGUUUCGCCAGAGCAGCAAGACUGUGAACGUGCCAAGUUUGAAAAACCAACUGAUCCACAAACAGAAAGCAAGGAGGACCAAUGGCUUGGAGUCACAGUGGCAAGUCAGGGACCCGGUGGGAAAGUGUUGGUAUGUGCACACCGGUAUGAGAAGAGACAACUGACCCCGCAGGAUGAGAAGAGGAUUUUGGUGGGUCGCUGCUUUGUCAUCAGUGACGACAUUGCCAUCAAUCCAGAUGAUGACUGGGAUACAUCUCCAGUGCAGUUCUGUGAAAAUGUGGGGAGUGACCAUCAGGGACUCCUAAUGUGUCAGCAAGGCAUGGCUGCAGGAUUCACACAGCCCAAUCACUAUGCAUAUUAUGGGGCACCAGGAGGCUGGAACUGGCAAGGAACCAUCCAGGUUGCGCAAAAGAACAUCACAUUUCUGGAGCUCAAUAUACUGGAAGAUGGCCCUUACCUGCUCCAGGAUUUAUCAUUGAGUCACAGCUACAUCGGAUACUCUCUCACCUCUGGAAAGCAGAUCACACAUAAAGAUAACUUCAGCUAUGUUGCAGGAGGCCCCCGCUAUAAUCACACAGGGGCAGUAUUUCUGCUUGAGCAAGGGAAAACAGAUAAACUGCAUAUAAAACACACCAUAACAGGACAUCAAACAGGGUCAUACUUUGGGAGUUCUGUGGCUGUUGCUGAUCUUGACAGUGACAGUUGGCAAGACCUUAUUGUUGGAGCUCCUCACUACUUUGACCACAGGAAGGAGAUAAGUGGCGCUGUGUAUAUUUAUAUGAAUGAGGCAGGGAAGUUCUCUGAAACACCAAGCCUGGUGUUGAAUGGUUCAUUAGGCUCCAUGUUUGGUCACACAGUCAGCAGCAUUGGAGACGUUAACCAAGAUGGAUUUCAAGAUAUCGGUAUUGGAGCUCCUUAUGAUGAUUAUGGUAAACUUUUUAUCUACCAUGGCGGAUCAAAAGGACUGGCUCCUAAACCUAGUCAGGUCAUUAGUGGAAAAAACCUGAAUAGUAUCAAGACAUUUGGAUACUCAAUCAGUGGAGGGCUUGAUGUCGACAAGAAUGGAUAUCCUGAUAUUCUAAUUGGAACGUUAUCUGACAAGGUCGUUUUACUGAGAUCUCGGCCAGUUAUUAAUAUAAAUGAAACUUUCAAAGUGACACCAAGCAUCAUUGAUCCUAAUAAUUGUACCAAAGAUUCUUGUAUCAUAGUGGAGGUUUGCUUCACAUACAUUGUGAGUACCGGAAAUAAAAAGUACAAUCGCAAAAUUGAUCUUGAGUACAGAUUGGAGGUUGAAAAAGAAAGACGCUCUCAUCCACGGGUUCUAUUUGUGGAGACAAAGAGUGUUACUUAUGAUGGGAUUUUCUCAAUGCCGAAAUCAAAAUGCCAUAGUAUUCAUCUGGGAUUGAUGGACCAGGUGCAGGAUAAACUUCAACCCAUCUUUAUCACUCUCAGUUACAACAUUGCCAGUAAAAGCAAACCAAUUCAAGGAAUGGCUGUUAUGAAUGAUUACCCCAUUUUGAAUGAACCACGUAAGGGCAAUAGCAUAAAAGAGAUACAUAUUCAGAAGGAAUGUGGGCAUGAUCGGAUCUGCAAAAGCAAUCUCCAAAUGAAAUACCAGUAUGGCAUGCUAAAGAGCAAUGAUGAUUUUCUUCCUAUCAAACGAAAGAAUGGCAAGCAAAUCUUGGAGUACAAUCCACAAAGCAACCCACGAGUCAAGCUUGUGUUGCAAGUAAAUAUUACAAAUGAAUCAACAGAUCUCAUUGGCGAGGACGCACACCAGGCCAUGCUGAACAUUACACUACCAGACACACUGUCGUAUGGUGGUGUUCGCUCGGAUAAAGUGAAAUGUGAUCCCAAGGGGAGUUCCACUUUGAUCUGUGAUUUAGGAAACCCUUUCAAAAAGGAUCAGCGCGCUGGAGUCAAUAUAAUCCUGGAAACGACAGGAAUAACUCUUCAUAUGAGAGAAAUCACUGUCGGACUCAAACUUUCAACGGAAAGUGUGCAAAAUGAUUUACAUUUAGUCGAGGCAUCAAUAUCCGUAGAAAUUCAACUACAAGUUAACCUAGUUCGAGCAGGAGAAAGCCUGCACACAUACUUCAGUGGUACAGUCAUGGGUGAGAGUGGAAUGAAAACAUUCGACGAUGUGGGAAGUCCUGUGAACUUUACGUUUCUGGUGAAUAAUCAUGGUGAGCCUUUGGGUGACUUAGGAAUACUUUACCUCAGCAUUAAUUGGCCAUAUGAAAUCAGUAAUGGGAAGUGGUUGCUGUACCUCACUGAAAUUGAAAUGACUGGAACAGAAGACCAAUACUGUACGCCAGGUGGGAAUAUCGUGAAUGAACUGAAUUUAAAGAUGAAUAAUCAAACAACACAGCCAGUACGAACGAAACGGGAUGUAGCACCUGCAGCUGCCAAAAAGCUCAGGAAAUCGACCACAGUGAAUAAAGGAAAAGGCGAUUUACAGUUAGAAUGCCGAAAGAAACACACAGCCCGGUGCAAGCGAUUCAAUUGUCUGCUACGCAACAUGACUAAAGGGGCCAAAAUUACGCUCCGAGCACGACUGUGGAAUAGCACCUUUCUUGAGGAAUUCAGGGACUACAGCCAGAUUUUUGUGCACCUGGAGGCUUCCUUGCACCUAAGGACAAAUAUUUCCACGAUCAAAAUGAAACAAUCAAAUGCAAGAGUAAUUCUCAAAAUUGAAUCCCAAAUUGAUGAAGAACCACCUUAUGUGAUCUCAGAAUGGGUCAUUGCAGUGGCUGUGCUGGCAGGAAUUGCACUGUUGAGUGUCAUAAUUCUCUUACUAUGGAAGUGUGGUUUCUUCAAGAGAGCGAACACACGAGCUAUGUAUGAAGCCAAGGAGCAAAAGGCUGAAAUCAAGACUCAGCCCUCAGAAACUAAGCGCCUUACUGAUAAUGACUAGUGCUGGUCAACCUCACCUCCUGCACUUUUUGUGUGGCUUCUUCAAGAGAACAAGAUACUAUAGAAGUAUGCCAAAGUAUCAUGCUGUGAAGAUCCGCAAAGAAGAACGCUACUUUAUCACAGAAGGCUUUACAAAUAAGACCCAGAAGAAGCAAUGGGUAACAAACUGGAAAGAAAAGGACAAGUACUAAUGAUUGCUUCUUUCUGAGUUUAUAAGGAGCCAUCCUGCUGUGUCCAAACACUUACCUGGCAAAUAUUACAGGAAACUUGACCUGUGUACAAACAUUUCUGUUCACAUUACAUUAGUUCUGUUUAUGAUAACUUAUGUUUCAGCUGCAUUCAGAAAAAAAUAUGAGAUAAAGUUUGUAAAGCACAGUGGGAACAACUUGGAAUCCUCAAUGCCUUUUGAAGUUCUUGUAUGAGCUACUGAUAGGUGCAGGAGCAUGGUUUUCCAGUAGGUUAGAUUAAGACUUCAAUGCACUGAAAUAUAGAGGGAAGGGGCUGGUCGGAGGGCUUGUAGAUUGGGGAGGGAGGUGGGUUGGAGUAAACAUAUUAAUUUACAAUAGGAACAGGACAGUAGUUACCACUUCAUGAGAAAAUUUCAUUGUGCUGAAUAUAUUGUUCUGUUAUAAUUUUAACUCUAGAACAAUAUGGGUUAAUAUUUAAUUUAUUGUGUUAAAAGGGAAGAUAGGUCCACUUGAAAUCGAGAUGUGGGUAGGGGUAUUUUGGUUGAAAAUCAGCUGAAGAGCUCUUGAAAGGGUUGCUCUCAGCCACAAUUUGUAUUCCCCAUCCCCACCCCCAAGAGCAUGAAUUCAGUUUAGAAGACAAAUGGGAGCAAAACAAAUUGCAUUCUGAUCAGCUUCUGCGUGUGCUGCUGGUAUUGCAUAUUAUCUCCUUUGUCCCACACUGAACCCCGUGAUAGAACUACUUACGAGAUAAUGUUACAGAUGUUCAGAGUUGAUGUGAGCUUUCCAUUUGUGCAGUGUCUACUGAAUAACAAUUGCAGAAGGUGUAUCAUUCUAUGACAUCGAUACACAACAACUAAAAGAAAGUGAGAGGUAAAGAUUGUUUACCAAUAUGUUUUCUGUACUUGCAAUGUCAAUCUUUUGGUUUCUCUAUUAUCUUUGAAAUAUGGUACUAUGUUUUUUUAAAUUCCAAUCCAUACAGUAGUAUUAAAGGUACAUACACCAAUGUGUUUUCAUGUUGACAGGAUAUUGGUGGAAAUGUGAUAUCUUUUAUCACUUCAGAUUGAGGUAGUAAUUGGAACUGUGGAUCCAUUAUUUGCCAUCCUGUUUGCUGCUUUGAAAAACAACUUAAUGUGAGGAAAGAAGGUGUCAGCCAGGUAUUCACUCUCUCCAGUUUACUUUGUAAAUUUGCAUGUAAUUGCAUAUAAAAGAUCCUUAUUUUUAAUGGAAAAGCUCUUAUGACAAAAUGAAAGUUCAUGCACUGAGAUCAAACCAAAACAUUUUUUUCUUGUUCACUUAAACAAUCAGAAUGUGUAUAUGUAUUUACACAUCCGUACAACAUCGCACUAGAGAAAGUGCAAGAAGAAAGCGAGCAGUUAGUGAUACCUUUAAUUUAAAAAAAUAAUAUAUACCUUGAAAACCUUAGAUUUAAAUUUAAGUGAGAGUUGAAGUGCCCUGUUGCUGACAUUUAUGUUAAACACUUAGCCGUUAAUGUAAUUCUCCAUAUUAUAUUUUAAAAAUAUAAAUAGAGGUUAGCAUCUCUUUUAAAGUACAGGACAUGUAGCUACUCCCAUUGUAGUAAUUAUGCAUUAUAAACUCUGUAUAAAAGACAAACAGAGUUUGUGAUUUGAUUCUUGGAGUAGCUAAAUUCUCCAAUAAAUGAAAAAUAAGUUGACUCUAAGACAAGAUUUUUUUCUUUAUCUUAGUUUAUCUGUUUAGAUUAUAGUGAUAUUGGGCAAAUUGCAACCAUACUAGAAUCUGUCUUGGUUAAUAAGUGCAGCUUGGUUCAGUCAGAAUAUAAGUUAUUGAAGAUUAAAAUAUAAAUUACUGCUUAGUACUGUGUUCAAUUCUGGACACCAUAAUUAAGGAAGAAUGUUAAAACUUUGAAAAGGACAUAAAAGAGAGUGGUACCAAGAAUGGAGAAAAUGGGAGAAAUGGUGUUAUUCUCCACUGACCAGAGAACAUUAAGGAGAUUUGAUAGAGGCGUUCAACAUCAUGGAUGAGUAUUAUAGACUAAUAAGAAAAAUUCAUCGGCAGACAAAAUCAGGAAACACAGAUAUAAGGUAACUAGUGAAAGAACUAGAUGCAAAAUAUAAGCUUCAUGCAGCAAGUUUCUGUGAUCCAGAAUGCAUAGUCUGAAAGGGUAAUGGAAGCAGAUUUGGUUAAUUACUACUGUGUUUUAUAUUCUUAACUGCUGAACAUUUAGCAAAUAAAUAAAUAUGUCACAGAACUAAGAAAUUCUUAUACUGUACUUAGAUUUGUAAAUAUUUGGCAUUCUAUUAUAUGGAUGUGGGGAUUCUGUUUUGCUACUGUAGUCUUUGUUGUAUCAAAUUGUAUUAAUACUGUAUAAAAUGUUUAUUACUGUUACUGAAAUUACUGAAAUGGGUAAUGUCUUUUUAAUAGUUUGUGCUACUGGAAUAUCUAAAUAAAAGUAUUUUUAUC